Messenger RNA from Apaloderma vittatum (bar-tailed trogon), 261 nucleotides. RefSeq names its product protein S100-A4-like. Gene Ontology annotation, molecular function: transition metal ion binding. Gene Ontology annotation, cellular component: cytoplasm. The record is from RefSeq and is a predicted model, not a curated record. Lineage: Eukaryota; Metazoa; Chordata; Aves; Trogoniformes; Trogonidae.
GCGCUGGCCGUGAUGGUCUCCACCUUCCACAGGUACUCGGGGAAGGAGGGGGACAAGUACAAGCUGAGCAAGCAGGAGCUCAAGGAGAUGCUCCUCAAGGAGCUGCCCAGCUUCAGCAGACAAACCAGCGAGGCCAGCUUACAGCAGCUCAUGAGCAACCUGGUGGAUUUCCAAGAGUACGUCCCCUUCGUGGCUUGCAUGGCCAUGAUGUGCAACGACUUCUUCCAGGACUACCCCGACAAGAUGCCACGCAGAAAGUGA